Molecule: messenger RNA, 937 nt
Organism: Helianthus annuus (common sunflower)
Lineage: Eukaryota; Viridiplantae; Streptophyta; Magnoliopsida; Asterales; Asteraceae
Product: (R)-specific enoyl-CoA hydratase
Exons: 4
Coding region: 234-707 (157 amino acids)
Source: RefSeq, a predicted model, not a curated record
UUAUUAUCUAAAAUUCACUAAAAGCCCACAUGACCCAACUUGUACAAAUCCUCCCAAUCUUAUGUUAGUAUUUGAUUGACUUUUAAAACUGAGCCAUCUCGCUGUAGCCGUUAGCUGGAAAACCCCCCUCCGAUUUCUGCUCAGCCGGCGCCAUAAGGGGUUUCUGAUACUGGUUAAAGAAUUAAAGACCCUGAAGAAACCUAUCAUUCCGCCUUUAAGAAGCUUUUAACACAAUGGCAAUCAAGCGCGCGUUGUUUAACUACGUUUCAGUGUCGAGAUACUCCUCAACAUCGUUACUUAAAACUGGCGACAAGUUGAAACAAACAAGAAUAUUUUCUACUCAAGAUCUUGUAGACUAUUCAAAGGUGAGUUUUGACGCAAACCCUUUACAUCUUGAUCCUCAAUAUGCACGAGAUGCUGGAUUUAGUGAUAUACUAGUUCCUGGAAUGCUUGUGGCCUCUUUCUUCCCGAGGAUCAUUGCUACUCACUUUCCUGGAGCGGUAUAUGCUUCACAGACCUUGAACUUUAGAUCUCCGGUUUAUGUAAAGGAAGAGAUUGUUGGUGAAGUUGAAGCUACUAACAUUAGAGGAUCAAAAGAUAAAUACAUUGCCAAAUUUAUAACCAGGUGCUAUAACAACACUGGGGUUGUGGUUCUUGAUGGAGAAGCUAUGGCUGUUCUACCAACAUUAUGUCCAGCACAACCGUGAACUUGGGUCGUUUAUGGUUUAACCUUUGCUGCCAUCAAAGUGGAAUUGAGCCGUUUGUGUGCUGUGUCCUGCCUGCCUCACAGGUUGGGUAACGGAUUUUAGUUGGAUCAAAAUUGGUAAUGUUUUCUGAUGAUACAAAACGGGCCGACGGGACACAAAACAUUAUUGUCUUUGUAUUUGUAGGUUUAUAAAUGCACAUUUUAUUAUAUAUGAUUCCAAAUGAAAAUUUA